Molecule: messenger RNA, 2406 nt
Organism: Musa acuminata subsp. malaccensis (wild Malaysian banana)
Lineage: Eukaryota; Viridiplantae; Streptophyta; Magnoliopsida; Zingiberales; Musaceae
Product: U-box domain-containing protein 38
Biological process (GO): protein ubiquitination
Molecular function (GO): protein binding; ubiquitin-protein transferase activity
Source: RefSeq, a predicted model, not a curated record
UUUCUCCAAGUCUUCCCUCUUCCAAAUCACCAAGCAAACACAAUAGAAAAUGGAGGAAAGGAAGGAAGGGGAAGAGAGAUUAUAUGGUCAACCUUGGGAAAAGGGAUUGAAUGGGAAGCCGCAAGCCCUUUUGGAGGUUCUCCAACGACCACCGCUCGUGUACCUCCGCCUCGAGCACCUCGCCUGUGUCCUCCAUAACGGCGGCGGAGAUGGCCGUGGAGUUCCUCUGCCCCAUCUCCCGCUCCCUCAUGGCCGACCCCGUCAUCGUCCCUCCCUCCGGCCACACCUUCGAGCGCAGCUGCGUCCAGGCCUGCGCCGACCUCGCCUUCUCCCCGCCCGGCCUCUCCCUCGAACUCAGCCCUUCCCCUCUCGUUCUCAUCCCCAACGUCGCCCUCAAGUCCGCCAUCCUCAGCUGGUGCCAGAGCAUUGGCGUACCGCCCCCCCAGCCCAUGCCCCCCGACGCCGCCCGCGCCCUCGUCCGUAGCCUCAUGCCCCCCUCCAGUAAUCCACGUCCCUCCCCUCCUCAUGCUGCCGGUGGUGAUGGUAGUGGUGGUGGUGGUCAUGGGAGAAGAGAUCGAAGGGGUGAAUUCAUGCGGAGAUUCGCGGCGUUCUCUUUCGACGAAGCAGAGGAGGCGGAAAAAGGUGAGGCCUCUCGAUCGCCACACGGGUACGGUGGAACUGAAAGAGGAAAAGAGAAACGAGGUGAGCUCUCCAGAGCAGCAGCUGCCGCGGAUUCUUACGGUGGAACUGAAAGAGGAAGAGAGAAAAGAGGUGAGCUCUCCAGAGCAGCAGCUGCCGCGGAUUCUUACGGCAGCCGAUACGACGAGAAAGGUGAGGCGGUGCGAGCUUCUUCGGCGUCCUCGGAUGGGGAGGGUGAGAUUUUUGGCAGCAGAUCGACGAGACCGGCCCAGAGUUUGAGGGGGGCGAUGAAUCCCAACGCCCCUUCCGCUUUCUCCGUUCGCACCAAGAAUCAAGCUCCCUCCUUUUCGCAGCACUUAACCUCGUCGGCGUCCUCGUACCAGUCGUCUUCCUCCAAUUCCUCCAUCACCGAGGCCUUCGUCGAGGAAGCGCCCAAAGAGCCGCCGCCACCCGAAGUCCACAAUCGGACCGCUACCAGUCUCCCCACGUCCCAGACUGCCGACGUCGGUGUGUCGGAAGAGGAGGUUCUGAUUAAAUUGAUGGAUACGGAGCUCUCCGAACAGGAAUCCGCUGUGGUGUUGCUCCGGCAAGCUACCAAGGAGAACCGCAAGCGCCGGAUCGACCUCUGCACGCCUCGCCUCCUCGCCGCGCUCCGCUCUAUGCUCCUCUCAAGCAGCGCCGCCGUCCAGAUCAGCGCGACCGCCUCAUUGGUGAACCUUUCUUUGGAGCCUGAGAACCGGGUCCGCAUUGUGAGGUCAGGGGCAGUGCCGCCGCUCGUGGAAGUGCUCGAGGGCGGGUACCCGGAGGCCCGCUACCACGCCGCUGGCGCUCUCUUUAGUCUGGCCAUCGCUGACGAAAACAGAGCGGCGAUCGGCGUUCUUGGUGCCAUCCCGCCGCUGCUCGACCUCUUCUCCGUGCCCUCAGCCGACGGCCUCCGCGCUCGUCGCGACGCCGGGAUGGCGUUGUACUACCUCUCCCUCGCCGGCGCCAACCGUUCGAAGAUCGCGAGAGCUCCAGGGGUGGUGCGGGCCCUGCUCUCGGUAGCGUCGGAGAGGGAGGUGUCCCCGGGAGGGACGCCGUCGACGACGCAAGGGCCGGGAUUAGCGAGGCUGGCGAUGAUGGUCGUGUGCAACCUCGCCGGUUGCAACGAGGGGCGGGCGGCGCUGAUGGAUGGCGGGGCAGUGACGUCGGUGGUGUCUCUUAUGAGGUCGCCGGCGGCUGCCGCGGUGGAGGAAUACUGCGUGGCGGCGCUAUACGGGAUGAGCCGCGGGAGCCUCCGUUUCCGCGGAUUGGCAAGGUCGGCGAGCGCGGAGCCGGUGCUGACGCGGGUGGCGGAGGGCUGGGUCAGCGGCGGCGAGAUGCGGCGGGAGAUGGCCAAGAAGACGCUUAGGGCGCUGAGGGGGGACGACGAAGACGACGCCGAGCCGUCGCUGUCGAUGGGGUUCCCGGCGGACGACGACGGCAGCAUCGUCUCGGAGGGGAUGAUGUCAAUUCGCAGGCGGCCCAAUUACUAUGCUAACCCGCCGCGCAUGAACUCGGCCGAGUUCUGACCGAGUCUGGAUGACUCGGUCUUCUCUAUAUUUAAUUCAUUUGUAGCCCUUAAUUGGUUUCUUUUAGUGUGGAUGCGUCACAUCACAUUGUCCUCUAUAUAUUAUUAUUAAUUUGAGUUUGUGGGAACUUUAAAGUCAAGUUUUGAUUCAUAAAUGUGUAAUAAAUUUGGAAGAUAAAGAGUAGAAAUAAGGGAUAUUGGAUGCUUGUUUAAAAUUA